UACCUUGCCAGGGGAAGGGAGCCUAAUGACCCGGCAACCUAGUCUAUACUUUGUACUAUAAGAUGGUCUCUCGACAGGAGGGUAUUCUUUUUUUUUCUUUCAACAAUACCCUCUCUUCUUCGGCGAGAUGAUUAUAUGGCGAACGAGUUCGAGUAUUUAAAAUAAUAUUUUCGAGUGCCCGUCUCAUUAUGUUCGAUAUGCAUUGUGAGUGAAUCAUAUGUGAUUGAAAGUGAAUUUAUUGUGGAGUUGGUUACGUUCGAUUGAAAUGGAUUGGAGUAAGAUUUUGAUCUCAUCUUUGCUAGUCUUUAGCGUAGCUUUCGCUAAAGAAGCAAAUAAGGCGACCACAUUAAAACCCUUAGCUGCGAGUAACACUGCAGCCAAGCAAUCGAGUCCAUUAAAACUUUCAUCACCCUCGAAAGAUGCUUCUAAACCAAAACCAACGACAAACAGCAAAGUACCCAGUGAUACCAAAGAACCAAAGCGGUUCACAUUAACAGGAGAUCAUCCCCCUGGUGGCAUUGCCGGCGGAGUAUUCACUGGCCAGGGUAAUACGUUGGCCCAUCAUAUCGGAUACAAUUUGUACAAUAUUGGAAACAAACCGAUAUUCAACGGAUCUCCUUUCGGCAAACCUGGCAAACCGGUUGUUAGUCCUAAUCAUCUCAGACCAAUUAAACCAAUUGGAAUCAAACCUGGCGGAGGUGCUGCCGCUGUCAAACCUGGCGCAGGAGGCGCUGCUGGAGGAAGUGGAACAGGUGGUGGCCAAGCCAGUGGCGGCGGUCAGGGUCAAGCGAGCGGUUCUGUCACAGUGGGUGGAGGUGGAUAUGGGAAUAUUGGAGGUGGUGGAUCCGGUAGCGGAUCAUCUGAAGGUCAAGCGUCAGGACAAGGGGGUGGAUAUGGUAGUGGAGGUGGCCAUGGCGGCGGUCAUGGUGGAUUAGGAGGAGGUCAAGGUGGCGGUGUAGGAGGUGGCCAUGGCGGCGGAUUUGGUGGAGGAUUCGGAGGCGGUCAUGGAGGAGGAUUUGGUGGCGGAUUCGGAGGUGGACAUGGCGGUGGUCAUGGUGGAGGCGGAGGUGGAGGUCAUGGAAGUGGCAGUGGCAGUGGGUCUGGAUCUGGAUCUGGUUCUGGAUCUGGUUCUGGAUCAGGUUCUAGUUCUGGUUCUGGCUCAUAUGGAGGUGGUGGUUAUGGAAGUGGAUCAGGAGGUGCCAGUGGAUCAGGAGGUGCUAGCGGAUCAGGUUCGGGUGGAUUCGGCGGUGGAGCUUCUGGUGGAUUAGGAGGAAGUGGAUCAGGAUCAGGUUCGGGCAAUUUGGGUGGUUCGGGUGGAUUUGGUGGAAGUGGAUCUGGCUCAGGAGGAUUCGGCGGAUCUGGUAGUUUUGGUGGCAGUGGUUCGGGCUCUGGUGGAUUUGGUGGAAGCGGAUCAAGCUCUGGUAGUUGGGGUGGCAGUGGAUCAGGCUCUGGAGGAUUCGGUGGUGGUGGAUCAGGUUCGGGUGGAUUCGGUGGUGGUGGAUCUGGUUCUGGUAGUUGGGGUGGCAGUGGAUCAGGCUCCGGAGGAUUCGGAGGUGGUGGAUCCGGCUCCGGAGGUUUCGGUGGCUCGGGUGGAUUCGGAGGUAAUGGCGGCGGUUCAGGCAGUUUUGGAGGAAGUGGCAGUGGUUCAGGUGGAUUUGGUGGAAGUGGAUCUGGCUCUGGUAGUUGGGGUGGCAGUGGAUCAGGCUCUGGAGGAUUUGGUGGAAGUGGUUCGGGAGGUUUUGGCGGAAGUGGAUCAGGCGGUUUCGGAGGAAGUGGAAGUGGAGGUGGAAGUGGUUCAGGAGGAUUUGGAGGUAGCGGAUCAGGUGGAUUUGGAGGCGGCGGUUCUGGUGGUUUUGGUGGUGGUGGUUCCGGAGGAUUUGGCGGAAGUGGCGGAUUUGGCGGAGGCGCAGGUGGAAGUGGAUCGUUCGGAGGUGGCGGCGGAGGUUACGGAUCGGGUGGUGGAGGAUUUGGAGGUGGCGCUGGUGGCGGAUUCCAUGGCGGCGGAGGUGGUGGCGGCGGAUACAGACCUAGACCGAUACAUAUUGGAUUACAAGGACAUGGAAAUGGAGGUGGUGGCGGCCAUGGCCAAAUUCAAGGUAGCUUUGGAUCACAACACCAAGGUUCCAUUAGUAUAAGUGGCGGUGGUAAUGGAGGAGGAGGUGGCUCUGCCAGUGGUGGAGCUUCAUCAUAUGGUUAAAAUUUGCUCAUAAGAUUACCUAUCUUUGUAAAUAGCAAUUUUUUUUAAAGCUCAGAGAGAAACGAGUUGGCAGAAUUUCUGUCAAAUUGAGAUUUCAAGUUUAGAUUUGAAUGGAGUGAUAUAAAACUUUUCAUUUUUUUCCUUUUAAAUACCUAGUAUGUAUUUUAAUGUAUUCUGAUAUUAUUUGUAAUAUUUUUAUUUGAUUUUUGAAUGCAUUUUGUUACGUGUUGAUUUUAAACUAUAAGACUGUUUUUAUUAUUAUAACGAUGAAAUUGUAAAUAUUUAAUUAAACGUUGCUCAUUCAUUGA
This is a messenger RNA of Planococcus citri (citrus mealybug), 2505 nucleotides long. RefSeq lists its product as uncharacterized. The record is from RefSeq and is a predicted model, not a curated record. The transcript is spliced from 3 exons. NCBI's taxonomy places the organism in Eukaryota, Metazoa, Arthropoda, Insecta, Hemiptera, Pseudococcidae. Bases 266 to 2197 code for a protein of 643 amino acids.